AGCAGGCUAUGAGUGAAGUGUUCGUGUUGUGUAUAUUUUUUAUAAAACUAAAUGGCUUUUAGGACAAUUAUGGCUUCAAAAUUGCCGAUAGUGAUAAUUUUAGGUGCUACAGGAACGGGCAAAACAAAGUUGGGCGUGGAGUUAGCCCAAAGAUUUGGCUCGGAAGUGAUCAGCGCCGAUUCUAUGCAGAUCUACAAGGGGCUGGACAUAGUGACGGCGAAGGCGACUGCCCAAGAGCGGGAGCUGGUGCCCCACCACCUGCUGGACUUCCUGGAGCCCACGCAGAUGUUCACAGUCGUCGACUUCCGGAACCGGACCCUCAGACUUAUCGACAAUUUGAGAGCACGAGGCAAACCCCCAAUAGUAGUAGGCGGAACCAACUACUACAUAGAAUCUAUAGUAUACAAAAUACUAGUUGAAGAUUCCGACGAUAGUGAAGAUUUGCUAUGGAAUAAGAGUAAGAGGAAAAGAGAUUUUGUUGACAAUCCAGCAAGUGCUAAAGAAGCUAAAACACAAGAAAAACAAAGUGUACAUAAAGAUGGUGAAGCAGAAAUAGAACCUUUAGACAACAAGAACGAAGCAGAAACAGAAUCCAAAAAAGAAUACACAGAAGAAGAAUUAUUAAAGAAGAAAGCAGAUCUACAAAAAGAUGUAGAUGAGGAAAGUAAAUUCACAAACGAGGAUAUACAUGCGAAACUGAAGGAGAUAGAUCCAGAAAUGGCGUCACGGUUGCAUCACAACAACAGAAGAAAAGUACUAAGGUCAAUUGAAGUAUGGCUGAAGACGGGCAGGCGGCACAGCGAAGUGUUGGAUGAGCAGCGGCUGACGGAGGGCCAGCUCCGGUUCCCCGGGGCCACGGUCAUCUUAUGGCUGAAAUGUGAACAGAAAAUACACGACGAACGCCUAAACGCCAGAGUGGACGAGAUGCUCAGACAGGGUCUGAUAGACGAGCUGCUGAACUUCCACGACAGACACAACAGACAGAGGAUCACGGACGGAACGCCACCAGAUUACACAAAGGGUAUUUUCCAAACGCUCGGUUUCAAAGAAUUUCACGAAUAUUUAAUGUUGCCCGAAGAGAAAAGGAAUAGUGAGGAGGGUAGAAAGCUCUUAGAGGAGGGCAUAGACAACAUGAAAAUGGCGACCAGGCGGUACGCGCGACGGCAAAACAAAAUGGUGCGCUCCAGAUUUCUGGAACAUCCCAAAAGAGAGGUUCCACCCAUAUUUGAGCUGGACACGACAUAUAUUUCAGAGUGGGAAGAAAAAGUUAAAAAUAAAGCCAUAGAAAUAGUAGAAAAUUACCUUUUAGAUAGUCCUUGCCAAUACAAACCUCUAGUAUCUAAUAUUUCAGAAGAAAAGAAAAGUUGUAACAGCCAUUCCUCAAACUACUGUCAGGUUUGUGAAAGGUUAUUUGUAGGUGAUGAUAUAUAUGCAAUACAUUUAAAUUCAAAUAAACAUAAAAAGGUUUUAAAGAAAAAGAUGGCUUUGGCAGCAAAAGAAGUGAAACAGCCUGAAAUUGAAGAGAAAUUAGAAAAUACCAAAGACUUUGAAAGUAAAUAAAAACAACCAUUUCUA
Messenger RNA from Aricia agestis (brown argus), 1575 nucleotides. RefSeq names its product tRNA dimethylallyltransferase. Gene Ontology annotation, cellular component: mitochondrion. The coding region runs from base 52 to 1560 and encodes 502 amino acids. Gene Ontology annotation, molecular function: tRNA dimethylallyltransferase activity. The record is from RefSeq and is a predicted model, not a curated record. Lineage: Eukaryota; Metazoa; Arthropoda; Insecta; Lepidoptera; Lycaenidae. Gene Ontology annotation, biological process: tRNA modification. The transcript is spliced from 7 exons.